GUACUGGAGAGUCCGCCUGCGUGGCGCUGCUGGGCUCGCUGGAGGAGCUCGAGCCGCUGCUGGCAGCCAUGCCCAUGGAAUCGAGCCGCUUCCUGGAGCUGCAGGAGGAGGCCUGUGAGGCGUAUGGACGGCUGCGCUCUGUGCUGCUGGAGGCCGCGGCUCAGUCGGCCAACCUCUGA
Molecule: messenger RNA, 179 nt
Organism: Effrenium voratum
Lineage: Eukaryota; Dinophyceae; Suessiales; Symbiodiniaceae
Source: the annotation of a GenBank genome assembly